Molecule: messenger RNA, 3394 nt
Organism: Bactrocera tryoni
Lineage: Eukaryota; Metazoa; Arthropoda; Insecta; Diptera; Tephritidae
Gene: svp
Product: steroid receptor seven-up, isoforms B/C
Exons: 4
Coding region: 796-3255 (819 amino acids)
Biological process (GO): anatomical structure development; cell differentiation; regulation of transcription by RNA polymerase II
Molecular function (GO): nuclear receptor activity; RNA polymerase II cis-regulatory region sequence-specific DNA binding; zinc ion binding
Source: RefSeq, a predicted model, not a curated record
GACAAUGUGGUAGCAUUGAGUGGUGGAAUGAGAGAUUUGUGUGAUGUGUCGUUAGGUCGAAACGGUCGAGUCGGGUCGGGUCGUGUACCUUUUGCCACGAAUGUUUUGCCAGUCAGGCUCUAAAAGGCCUUACGAAAACAGCAAAAAAUUUUAGUUCGCAUGACGCGCAUAUCUUCCGAAUCUUUGAAUAAAGUUAUUCUUAUAUCUCGUUGCGUAGUUAUGUCAAGACGGAGAAUAUCUCAUAUUUUACUAAGUGUGUGACAAUUAAACAAAAAUUAAAGAUAUUUACAAAGUCAACUGAAUACAUCAAUUUAAGAAAUUCAAUAAAAUACGCGCGUAGUGUGAUUCAGAAUAUCUAAGUUGUAAAAAAAAGAAAUUUUGAUUAAUUUUUAAUAUAUUUUCCAGCGCAGCAACGCGUUAUCUACAAAAAGUGUUUACCAGAAAAUCUUUUCCGGCCAUAAAGAAUAAUAAAGUGAAAAUACAUAUAUAUGAGUGUUAUGAAAAGAAAUUCACCAUUCAGAAAAUGAAUGCUGGCUGAAAGAAUAUACAGAUAAAAAAUACAAAAUUAAAUGGAAUAAACAGUUCUGAAGUUUUGCAUAUGUUUCAUUUUGUGAAAUUAAAAAAGUAUUAAAAAAUCACGCAGUGCGAACAAACGCGCAAAUAUACACUUGAUUACAAUACAGAUAUAUACACCACCUGGGCUAGCCAGUAAAACGGUACCGUCCCGUCUACCGUUGACGGGAUAUUUGCAAAGUGCAUACUUCAUUUCCCUCUUACACCCCGCAAGCCGCCAAAAUGAUCACUCACAAUUCGUUGAGCGUGUAUGGUGGCGGCGUCAUGUGCGCGUCCCCAUCCACUGCUCCUGGUUUCUUUAAUCCGCGACCGCAGUCCGGUGCAGAGCUGUCCGCUUUUGAUCUCGGUCUACCCCGCUCCAUGGCGCUGGGUGUUCCACCGCCCUCCGCAUGGCACGAUCCCAACCUAGGCGGUCAUUUGCAUGCUUCCGCUGGACCCGGCUCGUUGGCGGGCACAGCAGGUGCAGGUGGCAGUUCAGUGAGCACUGGCGGCGGCACAACGCCAUCUAGCGUUGCCAGUCAACAGUCGGCCGGUAUCAAGCAGGACAUUUCUGGACUAACGGGUGCCGGCGGUCAAUCCAAUACACACAACCAAAGCGGUCACCAUGCAAUCAAAGAGGAUCUCUCCAGCCUGACGGCAGCUUCAGCAGCGGCUAGUGCAGCAGCGCACCAUGCAGCGGCAGUGCAUCAUGCCGCGGCUGCCCAACAAAAUCAUGGGCAAGAAUUGGGAGUCAUGAUCAAAGGCCAACAGGCGGGAUCGAGUUGUUUAGGUGCGAGCACUACAGCGGGCGGUGGAGGAAAUAGCGGCGGCGGCGGUGGAAGCACAACGCCUAGUUCCCAGGCGAAUAGUUUACAUUCACAGAGCAGCAACAGCGACUCCAAACAGAACAUGGACUGCAAACAAAACAUCGAGUGUGUGGUGUGCGGAGACAAGAGCUCCGGCAAACACUAUGGCCAAUUCACCUGCGAAGGUUGCAAAUCGUUCUUCAAGCGCUCGGUGCGCCGCAACUUAACGUACUCGUGUCGGGGGAGCAGAAAUUGCCCGAUCGACCAACAUCACCGAAACCAAUGUCAAUAUUGCCGUUUAAGAAAGUGCCUGAAAAUGGGAAUGCGACGCGAAGCUGUUCAACGCGGUCGUGUGCCUCCCACUCAGCCCGGCUUAGCCGGUAUGCAUGGCCAAUACCAGCUAGCUAAUGGCGAUCCUAUGUCUGUUGCCGGAUUCAAUGGUCACUCCUAUCUUAGUUCCUAUAUUUCAUUGUUACUGCGCGCAGAACCCUACCCAACAUCCCGAUAUGGUCAAUGCAUGCAACCAAACAAUAUUAUGGGUAUCGAUAAUAUCUGCGAACUGGCCGCGCGUUUACUAUUUUCUGCCGUCGAGUGGGCCAAGAACAUCCCGUUUUUUCCUGAGUUACAAGUGACGGAUCAAGUGGCGCUGUUACGUCUGGUCUGGUCCGAAUUAUUCGUCUUAAAUGCGAGCCAAUGUUCAAUGCCAUUACACGUGGCACCACUGUUGGCUGCUGCAGGGCUGCACGCAUCGCCGAUGGCGGCGGAUCGCGUGGUAGCAUUCAUGGACCAUAUACGCAUCUUCCAGGAACAGGUGGAAAAAUUGAAGGCGUUGCACGUCGACUCGGCUGAAUAUUCCUGUCUCAAAGCGAUUGUGCUCUUCACCACUGGUAAGUUGUUGGACAUCCUUUACCGGGAUAUUCCGGCGCUGCUUACUAAAGUUUCAGCUAAAGUGUGUGCCUUGGCAUCUGCGGCCAGCACGACCAACAGCGAGCAUUCAGAUACUUCAGUGACAACCAAGUCUACUGGGUCGGUGACGAAGGGCUCCAAUGCAGAUCUGUUGCACGAACAAGUGUUGUUGGUGGUGCGCGAUCAUCUCGAAGAACUCAAUCGGCUAGAAACAGAAUCUCAACAGCACACUUCGGCGGCCGCUUUUCACCUGGCCGCAUUUAUGAAGAGUGUAGCUGGUGUUGAAGCGGUCACGCAAAAUAAUUCCGGAAAUGCAGGAAAUACUGAGAAUUAUCAAGGAAACGAUGAUCGGAAGCCUACAUCACAGCAGCUCGCCACAAGUUCGGCAAACGGUCUUGGACACUCAGCCACAAGUGCUUUCAGCUCUUGUGCACCAAGUCACAAAACCUCGGCUCAAUUGACCAGCACCGACGAUUUACUUGCUGCCUUAUAUGCCAGUGCUAACUCUGCGGCCCCAGCCACCACCAAUUCUAACACUACCAACCCAACCACAUCUACCUCGAAUGCGAGUCACAACAAUAGCAGUGGUCUGGGCGCUUCUAUAAAUACUCAAUCGCAAAUCGGUUCGUCCCUUCUAAAUAACCUAACCGCUUCGCCUUUGAGUAAUAGCGCCACACAAACCACUGUCGCUGCCUCCCCUGGUACCGCAGUUAGUAAUCAUGGUGGGGCAUAUCAAUCGCCGCAUCCAACUUCUUCUCAACAUCAAUACAAUGCACAUACCCAUUCGCAGACGGCACAAGACCAACAACAAGCCGCAGCGGCCGCUGCCACAGCGGCUAUGUUCUAUCAGACACCGCCACGUUCUGCCUUCGGUUCGGCAUUUGAUAUGUUCCACCAUAGCACACCGUUCGGUGUUAGUAGUGGCGCUUCGUUCGGUAGUCCCAGUUAUAGAUACUCGCCGUACAGUUUUGGCAGUAGGUGGCAAUUGUAGUUUGAACUAAGAAAAUAGUUGCAAAACUUGAGACAAAUCAAAGUUGUUAGAGGUGCCGUAGAAUUUGGAUCACAUAGCGUUUAGUCUAGUCCACAUAGCAUAUUACGUGUUAGCCAUAAUCAUACCAUAUGUACCAUAA